Molecule: messenger RNA, 267 nt
Organism: Fusarium pseudograminearum CS3096
Lineage: Eukaryota; Fungi; Ascomycota; Sordariomycetes; Hypocreales; Nectriaceae
Exons: 3
Coding region: 1-267 (88 amino acids)
Source: RefSeq, a predicted model, not a curated record
AUGACCCGUGCAUGCCGCGCACCCCUGUCACAACAGAUCAGACAGUUUACUCUAGUCAAGUUUGAAGUCUACCACUUGGGAAGCGGGGCACGUGGCUACAACGGGAGUCCUUCCAAACAACAUCAGUGCAUGACGCGGGGAAGCUCUGAUUUACAGCCCGAAGCCGUCUCCCAAGCCUUUACAAGGAAGAGAUCCCCCCUCGAGCUGGAUCCAGAAGCCGACGCCCUGCUCAUUUGCAGUGUCCUAACUUGCAACAAGUUCAUGUAG